Molecule: messenger RNA, 1807 nt
Organism: Papilio machaon (common yellow swallowtail)
Lineage: Eukaryota; Metazoa; Arthropoda; Insecta; Lepidoptera; Papilionidae
Product: differentially expressed in FDCP 6
Exons: 10
Coding region: 119-1747 (542 amino acids)
Cellular component (GO): nucleus; cytoplasm
Source: RefSeq, a predicted model, not a curated record
CGAACGCGCGGCCGCUUGACGUGUGCCUUGGCCCAAAUAAAAAAACAAAAACAAUGUUCUAUGGUGCACAGAUUAAAAAGGAUACCAAUUAAUGUGAUUAUUGUGGGUAGUGUUUAAAAUGUCGACUCUUUUGAAGAAUGUUACGAACUGCAUUUGGCAUGCAUUCGACUCCUUGCAAAAUAACGAGGUCGUCCAUAAAUCGAAGCUUAAGGUGCUAACCGCGAACAUAGGUACAUUACUCGACCUUUACGGUGUGGAGAAAGGUCUGGACCACUUCAGAUCCUCUCAGGAGCUGACCUUCGACGAGUUCCGUUACUAUCUCCAGCACGAGGUGUUUAGCUCGCUGCCGAAGACCGUCACACUUCCCGUUGUCAGGGAAUACGAGAAGAAAAUAAGCGAAGUGUGUUGGUUUGUGUGUCGUAAGAGCUUACUGGGCCGCGAUAAGCCGGUCUUUGGCGAUGACUCCGUGUUCAAACUCUUCAGGAUCUUCUGCCUGCUUGCUGAUCUCGUGCAAGAUUCCGAGGAGUCAAGCCGCUAUGUGGUGGUUCUUCAGCCGUCGGAAGCGGGCAUAGUGGCGGAGCAGCUAGUGCUAUGCCUUGGGCUGCGCUGGGACGCGGCGGACUGGGAGGCGCUGGGCAGCUCCAUCGGCCACUUCAAGUGGGCGGCCUUCCUCGCCGUGCUUGAGGCCAAGUACUGUUGUGAUCACCAGCUGCACGCUGAGGCCCUUGUGGAAGCCGUCGACGAGAUAUACGAUGUCUUUAUUGAGGAUAUUAUAAAGAAGGGCUACUUGUACAAACGGGGUUAUCUGCUGCCAACGAUGCGCGAGUACUGGUGCGUGCUGCAGCCGUGCGCGCUCACCUACUACAAGAGCUCGGCGCAGCGCGAGCAGUGCGGCCGCGUCGCUAUCGACGAGUACUGCUCCGUGGAACCCGCGCCCAGCGCCGGCGACGGCAAGCUGCAGCGAUUCCAGCUCGUCACCCCGGAGAGGACUUUCGAGUUCGCCACCCAGGAUCAUAAGAGUCGCCUGCAGUGGGUGUCGGCGCUGCGUCAGGCGGCGGCGGUGUCUGGGGGGGCGGAGGGCUACCAGCGACGAGCGCGUGCGGGGCGGCGCGGGGCGGGGGCGCGACGCGAGCGCGAGGCGAGAGAGACGCGCGCGCGACUCCAGAACGAGGUUCGCGCUCGGCUCGCCGCAGAAGCUCAGGCACAGGAAUUAGCAGAACUGUCCAAAAAGGAUAACAAGAAAUUAGAGGAGUUGAAGAACGCACAAGCAGAACUUGAAAGACUUUUACAAGAGGAGACGCAGGCUAAGAGAGAUGAAGAGAUCGUCAGAGCGUUACAAGCGAGAGUUCUGACAGAAGAAUGGGAGAAAAGAGAAGAGCUAGAACGCCUUCAAGAAGAACAGAAUAGAAUGUUGGAAGAGGAAAGACUUAAGAGGAAACAGUUUGAAAUGCUACAAGCGGAGAAAGAGGCACAAUUCAAAGAGGCCGAAAGAAGACUGAAAGAGUUAGAAGAAGAGAAGCAGAGACUCGACGCAGAACUGAGGGCGGCGCAGGAGAAGAUAUCACAGACUGAGCAUAACGCUCUGGCAUUGCAUGUACAGCUAAGGGAUCAUCCAAUAUUCCGCAAUGGGGAAAGAGCUCGCCGGGCGAUAUCGUUUGUGCCCACAACAAAAAGUUCCUCCGACACUCUUAUAGAUGUGAAAGCUAUAAGACAUCUCAAAGUUCUCGACGACGAAGACAAAUUAUGAUCUAAAUAUGAAACCUAUGAAAACGAUGAACGAAAAUUCGAACAUAUUAAGUAAAAUAAA